Xiphophorus maculatus (southern platyfish) is the source of this 7195-nucleotide messenger RNA. RefSeq names its product collagen alpha-1(XVIII) chain-like. NCBI's taxonomy places the organism in Eukaryota, Metazoa, Chordata, Actinopteri, Cyprinodontiformes, Poeciliidae. The transcript has 46 exons. Bases 124 to 5061 code for a protein of 1645 amino acids. The record is from RefSeq and is a predicted model, not a curated record.
GCCAUACAGCGGACGCUCAGUGAGCCCCGGUCAGCCUGGAUUUGACUGCUGAGCGUCUGGCUAACAGGUGGCGUUCAGGGGAAACAGUGGAGCUCUGUGCUGAAGGGAAACAGCAGCAGCAGCAUGUCGGGGAUCCAGAUGUGGUCACUUCUCCUGGUUCUCUGUGCUGGCAGCUUGGAGGCUUGGUGGUUUUCCAAACAACCUCAAUCUACAACAUUAAGCCUAACCACAGAAGGAGCCACCACUCCCAGUGGGGUGUUGGUGACAGAAGGGACGGAGGAUGGGAAAAUAUCGCAGGUUGGGGAGGAAAUCCUUAAAGUGGCAACAGGAAUACGUCAGGUUGUCGACAACUGGGAUGCGACUACAACCGCCUGGACUACCAGUGGAGGCCUGACAGGGACGGUGGAGGCAGCAAAGCCCAACAGUACAGAUGAAAAAGAAAAAAGCAGUGUCGUUUUGCACCAGCUGAUUGGAGAUCCUCCACCGGAUUCAAUCGCUAAAGUUACAAGGGCCGCAGGAACUGUCUACAAGUUUACCUCAGCAUCGUCAUCAGGACAACGGGCCCAGAACUUUGUCCCCAGUCCAUUCUACAGGGACUUCACCAUCAUUUUCCACCUCAACGCUUCCACUCCUGCUGCAUCCGUCCUCUUCUCCAUCACAGACAGCGCCCAGAAAUUCAUGUACAUCGGUGUGAAGCUCAGCACACCGCAGUCUGGUCGUCAAAAGAUCCAGUUCUUCUACACUGAACCCGAUUCUGAGUCUUCGUAUGAAGCGGCCAGCUUUGACGUUCCAAUGCUUGAUAUCUAUUGGAAAGUUUUUGCUCUGUCUGUGAAUGGCGAACAGGUCAGUUUUUACUCAGAAUGUGACAGGGAUCCAGAAGUCGUGAGGUUUGAGCGCUCGCCUGAUCCGAUGGACCUGGAUCCUGGAAGUAUGAUCUUUGUGGGUCAAGCAGGAAGAGCUGAUCCAGACAAGUUUGAGGGUGAAAUUAGAGAGCUAAGACUCGUCGGAGACCCUCAGGCAUUUCAGGACUUCUGUGACUAUGAUGAUUACGCAGAUGAAAGUUCUGGAGAUGAUGGCAACAGAAAGGCUGAUAGGAAGCAAACAGGAAAGACGGUCUCUUCUACAUCCCUCCAUUCAGUCUCCAAGCCCACGAUUUCACACCAAAAAGGAGCUGGAAUCAAAACCUCAGAAAAAAGCAGUGUCGUUUUGCACCAGCUGAUUGGAGAUCCUCCACCGGAUUCAAUCGCUAAAGUUACAAGGGGCAGAGGAACUGCCUACAGGUUUACCUCAGCAUCGUCAUCAGGACAACGGGCCCAGAACUUUGUCCCCAGUCCAUUCUACAGGGACUUCACCAUCAUUUUCCACCUCAGCGCUUCCACUCCUGCUGCAUCCGUCCUCUUCUCCAUCACAGACAGCGCCCAGAAAUUCAUGUACAUCGGUGUGAAGCUCAGCACACCACAGUCUGGUCGUCAAAAGAUCCAGUUCUUCUACACUGAACCCGAUUCUGAGUCUUCGUAUGAGGCGGCCAGCUUUGACAUUCCAAUGCUUGAUAUCAAUUGGAAAGUUUUUGCUCUGUCUGUGAAUGGCGAACAGGUCAGUUUUUACUCAGAAUGUGACAGGGAUCCAGAAGUCGUGAGGUUUGAGCGCUCGCCUGAUCCAAUGGACCUGGAUGCUGGAAGCAUGAUCUUUGUGGGUCAAGCAGGAAGAGCUGAUCCAGACAAGUUUGAGGGUGAGAUUGGAGAUCUAAGACUUGUGGGAAACCCUCAGGCAUUUCAGGGUUUCUGUGAUUAUGAGGAUUACGCUGAUGAAGUUUCUGGUGACGGGAGUCGGAAAGAAAACACUAAGACGACCACGUUUCCACCCCUCCGUCCAGUACCUGUACCCCCAAUUUCAUCCCAAAAAGGAGCCAGAAGAGGAACCUCAGGAGGCAAAGGUGAGAAGGGCGACAGAGGAGAGAAAGGCUUGAAAGGGGACCGAGGUCUUGCAGGGCCAAAGGGGGAUUCAGGCAGCAGCUCAGGCUCAAGUUUUUCCUCUCAGGGUAGAGAGCAUGGCGACAAAGGAGAAAAGGGUAAAAAGGGUGAUACUGGUUUUGGAUAUCCUGGCAAAAAGGGUGAACGUGGCGUUCAGGGGCCCCCUGGUCCUCCUGGUCCUCCAGGACCUGCAGCCGAGGUUUUCAAUCUCGGCGACGGCUCUGUUGUGCAGCCGUUGGCUGGUCCAGCUGGGCCACCCGGGCCACCAGGGCUGGAAGGGGCUGAAGGACCUCAAGGGGCUGAUGGACAGCCUGGUGAUCCAGGAGAGGAUGGAAAAGCUGGUCCUGCUGGACCGCAGGGUAUUCCAGGAAUUCCAGGAACGGCUGGUAUGAAAGGCCAAAAGGGUGAAUCUGGAAACGGUUCCCCUGGACCAAGAGGUCCCCCAGGUCUUCCAGGACCUCCAGGACCUGGCACUGGUGAUCGUCCAACAUUUGUUGACAUGGAGGGUUCAGGAUUCCCAGACUUGGAAACUUUCCGGGGUGCACCUGGUCCUCGUGGGCCCCCUGGUCCGCCCGGCCGUCCUGGGGCACCUGGUACUUCAGUACUCGUCGGACCUGAUGGUCCAGUAGCCGUUGGACCUCCUGGACCGCCUGGACAAGAUGGAGUCCCUGGCCUACCAGGCCCACCUGGACCUCCUGGUCUCCCUGGCAGAUCUGGGUUCAGAGGAGAAAAGGGCGACGGUGGUGAUCUUGGCCUUCCUGGUCCAGCUGGGGAAAAGCAAGACACAACGGACUCCAACCCUUUCAGUUACUUCUUCUCUUUCUUUGCUCCAUCCUCUUCGGGUGGUCAGGGCGAUGCGGGAAGGACGGGUACUCCUGGGCAGUCUGGUUUGGCAGGACUUCCAGGUCCCAUGGGACCAGUCGGGCCUCCAGGGCCUCCUGGACCACCCGGGCCACCGUACCUCGCUGGCAGUAGGAAUCAAAAUGAGGUGCUAAAUGCUCUGCCUGGCCUCAGAGGUCCACCUGGACCACAGGGUCCACCUGGCAUUGCUGGUCUACCUGGCAAGCCAGGUUUUCCAGGGGAUCACGGAGCUAAAGGAGCAGAGGGACCAAGGGGACCUCCUGGGAUUCCAGGCAUUGAUGGAUACCCUGGAACACCAGGUAAACAGGGAGAGAGAGGAGAGAAAGGAGAGACGGGUCGUCCAGGUCGAGACGGUGGACCACCUGGACCACCUGGACCACCUGGACAACCAGGACAGAUUCUCUACCAGCCGUCGUCAAGAGAUUUUAACGAGGUUUAUUGGAACGAAUUGGGACAGAGCGGAUCAGGGCGAGCAGGACUCCAAGGAUCAGUGGGGCCUAAAGGAGACAAAGGGGAUGCUGGUGCUCCAGGAUAUGCGCCUAAGGGACAGAAAGGAGAGCCUGGCAUUAUCAUGGGACCUGACGGGAGACCGUUGUAUCUGGGAGGCCUGACAGGACAGCCGGGUGAGAGAGGAAGUCCUGGCCCAGUGGGACCUCCUGGUCCACAAGGUUCUUCUGGACCAAAAGGAGAGAUUGGUAUUCCUGGGAGAUCAGGUCGACCAGGAUUAAACGGGGUCAAAGGAGAGAAGGGAGACUCUGGCGGUGGGUCUGGAUACGGUCACCCUGGCAUCCCAGGACCUCCGGGGCCCCCUGGGCCCCCCGGACCUCCAGGCGGGCAUGAUGAGUACUCAAGGUAUUACGCAGUUAAAGGAGAGAAAGGCGAUCCCGGACCACCAGGAAUACUUGAAAUUCAAGGUCUGGGAACAGGCUCUGACUUUUACACUUUAAAGAAUGAGUUGAAAGGUGAGGAGGGUUUGAAAGGAGAGAAAGGAGAACCAGGCGGCGGUUAUUAUGACCCCCGAUACGGAGGAGGAGCUGGCUCACCAGGACCGCCUGGACCACAAGGUCCAAAAGGAGAAUCAGUUGUUGGUCCACCGGGCCCUCAGGGGCCUCCUGGACCCCCAGGAAGAGGCUAUGACGGUCGACCAGGACCACCAGGCCCACCAGGACCUCCAGGUCCAUCUCUGUCUGGGCCCUAUGGAGGAACACAGACUAUCAGUAUUCCUGGACCCCCAGGACCUCCUGGAGCUCCAGGUCUUCCAGGACACUCUUCAGGAGUGACAGUGUUUAGGACUUAUGACACCAUGGCGGCCACAGCUAGAAGACAGCCUGAAGGAUCUCUGGUGUACGUUAUCGACCAAACGGAUCUCUACGUACGAGUCCGGGAUGGAGUCCGACAAGUUCAGCUUGGGAACUACAUUUCUUUACCCAGUGCAUCGGGCGUCGCAGUUGAGGCGUCGCCCCCCGUCAUCCAGACCCCAUCACAGUCAAACCCAGACUCUGAUCCCCGGUUCCGACCCGACUCACGAUACCAGACAGAUCUGGUUUACCCACAGCCGUCGAAUCCCAGAUACCCCAGUUACACGGACCGCUUCAACCAGCCAGACGGUCGAUAUUUGGACCCCCGCUACUCGGUCACCCGUCCUCAGAGACCGCCGCCUCCGGUUCCCCAGGCUCCCAUCCACAGACACACCUCAGGACCAGCGCUUCACCUGAUUGCGCUGAACAGCCCUCAGAAGGGCGGCAUGCGAGGCAUCUCCGGCGCAGAUUUCCUGUGCUUCAGCCAGGCCCAGGCCAUUGGGAUGAAGGGAACUUUCCGAGCCUUCCUGUCCUCCAAACUGGAAGAUCUCAACAGCAUCGUUUACAGCUCCAACAGGGAGAACGUGCCAAUAGUCAACCUGAAGGAUGAGGUUUUGUUCGACAACUGGAACCGCAUUUUCAGCGAUAGCAGAAUGAGGGACAACGUUUCGAUCUACUCCUUUGACGGCAAAGAUGUUCUCCAAGACGACACAUGGCCAGAGAAGAUGAUGUGGCACGGGUCGACAAGCAGGGGUCAGCGGAACGUCGACAGCUACUGCGAGGCGUGGCGCGUCGGGGAACGGGCGCUAACGGGCAUGGCGUCGCCGCUGCAGAGCCGCAGCCUGUUGCAGCAGAGCUCCAGCAGCUGCUCCAGCUCCUACAUUGUGCUGUGUGUCGAGAACAGCUACAUCCAUGACAACAGGCAAAGAUAGAUCUAGUUUAAGCUUCAAUUUGUCUGCACACCGUUUGUGUUGCAUUGUAUAUAUGUUUUUAUCAUGAAAUAUCACUUUAUGUUUGUUUAGCCUGGAUUUAUGGUGCUAGAGAGAAUCAUCCUACACAUCUGGUUAAACUCAGGUGACUCAGUCUUAUGUUGGAGGUAUAUCAUUGUUUUCUUGCUUACUUUUGGUUUCAAACUGCUUCCCUACUCUAAGAUUAAGGCAGGCCAGGAAUUAAUCUUCCUUUAUUGUGAUUCAUUCAUCCAUAAUAUCCAUCCACCCUUCCUUUGUUCUCCGACUUUCUGAGAUUAAGUCACAUGGGUAACAAGUUCAGGAGGGGAACCUGUUCCAAGUGAUACUCUGCAGCUAUAUUAGGAGAGUCCAGGACAUUUGGAAGGUAUUACAGUCCCCCAAGUGGAUUCUGGGUGUCUUCACGUAUCUCCUCAAUGCAAAAUGCCUGGAGACAACUCUAAAGACCACCCAAUGAGGCACCCAAAGCACCUCAAUUUCUUUCAAUGUGGAUGAGCAGUGGCUCUACCAAUAGAUCUACUAAUGGCUUUCCUGGUCAUGGCUUGAAGAUGCAAACAGAAUCAUAUAGUCUGCAAAAACCAAAGAUGAGUUCUUGAGGUUCUCAAGCAAGCUGCAACUACACCUUGAGACCUUGGUGACCAAACUUUACCUUAGUGAAGAUAGACAUGCUCUUCCCAACUUUGUGCCAAGAAUGCGAACAGCUAUCACAACUCUUGGAUUGGCUCUUCAAGGACUGGAUACGCCAACAAAAUGCAUUGGCGAACAAGGUAGUGAGCUUUCUCCACAUCCACAAAAUCAAUUUGGAUUGGAUAAUUAAACUGCCCUAAUGGUAAACACCUCAUUACAGUUCUCUUCCUGAAUAUAAUGGUUCAACAACUGGUCUGGAACAUUCUUUCCAACACCCAGAAAUACAUUUUCCAAGUUUUUGUUUAAAACAAUUUUCACACCAAAAACUGUCCAUUAAUUUCUGUUAGGUCAGCAUGACAUGAGGACUGAACGUACCAGAGGAACCACUCUGAGCAAUAAUGGUUGUUUUCUGACCCAGUUACAGUUCAAAGGCCUGAGAACUGUUUGGAUAACCUUCAUAAUUGGGACAUUACAGUAAGGAUGUGCAAAGAUGAACAAGUUGCCAGAAACUCCUGGUUGUUUGGAGGAGAAACAGUUACCAUUUUUUGCCAUAUGAAGACUAAGACAUCUGCUUUGCUUCAAUGCUAUGUUCGCUUGUCUUUUCCAUGUUGGAGAGUGGCGUAGAAGAAUUUAGAAGAAUUUCAAAUUAAAAGUUGGAUUUUUCCAUUUCUCCAGGAAGUGAUGAUGCUACUGUAACAAAAAGAGGCUUUUUACACAUUUUUAUAUGGACUUAGGGACCAUAGCCGCCCGCUGAAAAUGCUUAUAACUGACUAUUUUAAUAGUUCUGACAAAAAAUAUUCUUCAAUAUGCAUUAUUACCAGAGUGGAAACAUCUACAGUCUAUUUUAUCUUCCUUUGUGGGUGUUCAGCCAAUCAGCUGCAAGAAAAAUAAAUUGUGCUCCUGGAUUGGCUGCCUUGCAAACCCCAGCCGAUAGUAGCAUUAUUUUUAGGUAUUCCAGCUUCCCCAGCUGCCUUUUCUUUUAAUUUUUUUUAGAUAUGCUCAGCCAAAAAUAUGCAAAUAACUUGGAAUCACAUUCCACAGAAAAAUAGGUGAGUAGGCGUGUAAAUCCAGUAAAUCCAAGUGACUGAACAAACCAAAGAUUAGAUGAUUCUUCUCUGUGAAAUAUAUAUUUUUCACUUCUGUACACUGACUGCAGCCCACGGCACAUGAGUAUUAUCAAUUUAUCACUUUGCUACAAGAUGGAGAAUAUUUGAAAACUAUAUUUUAUAUCAAUAACAAAGGGAUAUUUAUUAGGUUUUUUUAAAUCAACUGCUUUUUUACUCCGACUGUAACGUGUGAUGUGAUUUGCUUUCAAAGUUUGAGAGCACAGAUAUAAAAUGUAUGAACAGAUACGUAAGGAUUCAGCCAUUAACCUGCUGUGCACUGUUUUUAUUAUAACUUCAGCUGGAGAUUGUUUCUCUGUCAUCCUGGAAAGAGAUGUCAUGGUUGAAUAAACUUGUGUGAGAAAACGUGA